AGAGGAACCCGUGUAAUGUGACCAACACCAGCCUUCCAAUUGGUUCUCAGGGCCUCCCUCUUCUCCCCCCCCCCUCCAUUGAGUGGGCUGGAACGCUGGAAAGGUUACGCGCAUGAGCAGUUCCCGGAUUUCCCCUGGCCACCGAGUGGAGCAGUGAGGUUGGGCGAUAAACAGGCUGUGGCUGGGGAGGAGGGGCGGGGGCAUUUGUUCCUCUGGGACUUUUCACGCCCCCUAUUUCGUUAGGUGUGGUUAGGUUCGGACGCGGGGUCCUGGCGGCGGGCUGGAGCCUACUUCUUUGUGAAAGGGGAAAGUAGCUCCCUCGGAGCACUGGUGAAGUUGCGGAGCGGGUGCGAGACGGCGGUUUUCCCCUAUGCCAGCCAAAUGGUGCGGCCCUGAGCUGUUUCAGGACCCAGCCCGACGUGUCUGAGAGAGGCCCCCGAGGGGGCAGGGAGGUGGCCCGCAGAACGCGGGUUCUGUGAAGAGACGUGGAGAAAAUUCGACUCGGAGAAGAGGAAGAGCCCGAUUGAAAGGGAGCGAGGCCGCUGAGGGGUAGGGGGCUGCCAAGAUGGCGUCGGCCUCCUCACGGCCGUCGUCGGUCGGGUUUUCAUCCGCGGAUCCCGGCGUCCCUUCCUGCGCCUCGUCCUCAGCAUCUGGAAUCAAGAGACCCAUGGCAUCUGAGGUGCCAUAUGCCUCUGGCAUGCCCAUGAAGAAAAUAGGCCACCGAGGUGUUGAUUCCUCAGGAGAGACGACAUAUAAAAAGACAACCUCAUCUGCCUUGAAAGGUGCCAUCCAGUUAGGCAUUACUCACACUGUGGGAAGCCUGAGUACCAAACCAGAGCGUGAUGUCCUCAUGCAAGACUUCUAUGUGGUGGAGAGUAUCUUCUUUCCCAGUGAAGGGAGCAACUUGACUCCUGCUCAUCACUACAAUGACUUUCGCUUCAAAACCUAUGCACCUGUUGCCUUCCGUUACUUUCGGGAGUUAUUUGGUAUCCGGCCUGAUGAUUACUUGUACUCCCUCUGCAGUGAGCCACUGAUUGAACUCUGCAGCUCUGGGGCCAGUGGUUCCCUCUUCUAUGUGUCCAGUGACGAUGAAUUCAUCAUUAAAACGGUCCAGCAUAAAGAGGCGGAGUUUCUGCAGAAGCUGCUUCCAGGAUACUACAUGAACCUCAACCAGAACCCUCGCACUUUGCUGCCUAAAUUCUAUGGACUGUACUGUGUGCAGGCAGGUGGUAAGAACAUUCGAAUUGUGGUGAUGAACAAUCUCUUACCACGGUCAGUCAAGAUGCACAUCAAAUAUGACCUCAAGGGCUCAACCUACAAACGGCGGGCUUCCCAAAAAGAGCGAGAGAAGCCUCUACCCACCUUUAAAGACCUGGACUUCUUACAAGACAUUCCAGAUGGUCUUUUUUUGGAUGCUGAUAUGUACAAUGCUCUAUGUAAGACCUUACAGCGUGACUGUUUGGUGCUGCAGAGCUUCAAGAUAAUGGACUAUAGCCUCUUGAUGUCAAUCCAUAACAUAGAUCAUGCCCAACGAGAGCCCUUAGGCAAUGAAACACAGUAUUCAGUUGAUACUCGCAGACCAGCCCCCCAAAAGGCUCUCUAUUCCACAGCUAUGGAAUCUAUCCAGGGCGAGGCUCGGCGAGGUGGCACCAUGGAGACUGAUGACCAUAUGGGUGGCAUCCCGGCCCGCAAUAGUAAAGGGGAAAGGCUGCUGCUUUAUAUUGGGAUCAUUGACAUUCUUCAGUCUUACAGGUUUGUUAAGAAGUUGGAGCACUCUUGGAAAGCUCUGGUACAUGAUGGGGACACCGUAUCGGUGCAUCGGCCAGGCUUCUAUGCUGAACGGUUCCAACGCUUCAUGUGCAACACAGUGUUCAAGAAGAUACCCUUGAAGCCCUCUCCUUCCAAAAAGUUUCGGUCUGGCUCAUCUUUCUCUCGGCGAGCAGGCCCCAGCGGCAACUCCUGCAUUACUUACCAGACAUCGGUCUCUGGGGAGCACAAGGCACAAGUGACAACAAAGGCGGAAGUGGAGCCAGGCGUCCACUUCGGUCGUCCUGAUGUUUUACCUCAGACUCCACCUUUGGAGAAAAUCAGUGAGGUCACGACUAUUCCUGACCCCUAUUUCUCACCUGUAGUUGGAGAGACUUUACAAAUGCAAACUACAAGUUCAAUCCUCUUGGAAAAGCCUGAAGUUGCAGAGUCAGAGUUCACCCAUUGAGCAAAAAAAUUCAGAAGACUUAGAACAAGAUUCUACCAGCUUGGUGAUCCCAAGAUGCCAGCCCUUGCCCCAGCAAUGCUGAGUUUUCUUCUUCGUGGUCAUCACAGAAGAAGCAUAUUGGAGGCUAGGGGGGCUGUCUCUUUCCUGAAGAAGAUCGUCUUCUCCCUCCCUUUCCUUACAAAUGGGCCUUAGUGCCUCGGACAGUUGAGGACAGCAGCGUCCUCCCCACUUCUGAGUUGAGUGGCAUGAGUUUUCAACUGGCCAGUCUUGGCUUCCACAAGUGAAUUGUUUUCAAGCCCCCAAUUCUUCCUGCUAGAAGCGGGGUUGCUGCACUUGAUGGUUUUCUUCCUCCUCAUCGACCCUUCACCAGGAGCUGGACUCUUAAUUUCCUCAGGACAGACUGGCUGGCACCUUAUUUCCACCUUAGCUCUUUCUCUAGAAGAAGACCCUGGUAACUUUUGUAAAGGUUUUGGGGGAGUAAUGGUGUUAAACCAACUCCCAACUUCCUUUUUUUUUUUUUUUUUUCUUAAAAAAAAGGAAAAGAAAGACUAGCGCACAGCACACAAUUUCAAGCUAGUUUCAGAUCAAAACUCCAGAAGUGUUGGAGAGCUGCCUGUUCAUGGGGUUCCCUCAGAAGAGCCCCCUGGUGUUUGAGAAAUGGAAGUGUGGAACUGCUUUGCCAAGAGCAGCACCUCUUUAACUCCACCUCUCUUGAUGAAUUUCUUAAGGCUGAAGGAAUGGAGAGAGUGGGACAUGGGGUAAUCUUUACCCCUUUGGUUGAAACAGAAGGGCAGUCAUGGGGCUGGAAGAUCAGAGCCCUUCCUAGGCAGGACCCGACUCACUGCGGGGCCAUCACGAUUAUUACUGUUCUGCAAUUUGAAAUAUAUUCUGCUUGUUUUUCUAAAUACGAAGACUUAAUCAAAUGAAUUUGGAUCCUUCUCGAAAGGUUUCUUCCUUGCCCUUCCCACCUUUUCUGACAAAGUUCUGCUGUUCGUGGAGUUCAAGUGGAAAGGGGACACCUGUGUCCAUUUAACAGGCAGUCUAGCUAUGAGGCUAGAGGAUAUUCUCUUAGACUCACGGGGAGCCAGCAGAUUCUUGCCUAGGUGAGGUCAUUGCUGUGCCACAUGCCCUGCCCCUUCUCAUACAGAGAACUCGGAAAUGGGGGCUUUGUAAUCCCUCUGUUCCCGUCUCCAAGAGUUGUGGUUCCCCAUCUGAUCCUCCUACUCCUGCCAGGGGAAGAAGGAGGCCUGGCAUCUCAGGCAGAUUGUUGAAGACUCUCCUGUCCAUCCCACCCGACCUUGAUAGUAGGGUAGCCCAUCCCCCAAGUAACUGUCUAUAUUAGACACCCCCAGCCAGUUUCUGGCUGCCUGUCUUUGCUGCCAUGUUCUUUUUUACAAGAAGGAAAGAAACAAUUCUUGCUAUUUUUUUUCAUAAUUUACUAUUUAUGAUGUAUUUAAGUGUUUUAUUCAGGACAGAGUUCUGUAGGGGGUGGGAGGGAAUAUUUGAGGGAGGCUGGGUCUUAGGGAAGGGAAUGGGGAAUCAACAUUUUUAUGAAGUGUCAUUAUUUGCCUCUACUUUGUAUUGUUCAGAAAUCGCAAAUGCAAUAUAAAAGUGAUAAAUCCUUGGUUUUAAUGUAUUAAACUUUCAUCAGUUAUUUAGA
Messenger RNA from Leopardus geoffroyi (Geoffroy's cat), 3875 nucleotides. It is a transcript of the gene PIP5K1A, whose product is annotated as phosphatidylinositol-4-phosphate 5-kinase type 1 alpha. The coding region runs from base 566 to 2215 and encodes 549 amino acids. Gene Ontology annotation, biological process: phosphatidylinositol metabolic process. Lineage: Eukaryota; Metazoa; Chordata; Mammalia; Carnivora; Felidae. Gene Ontology annotation, molecular function: phosphatidylinositol kinase activity. The record is from RefSeq and is a predicted model, not a curated record. The transcript is spliced from 15 exons.